UACCAAGGACGAUUGCUUCAAUGUUAAUAUUCAGCCACCUGUUGGAGAGCUGCUUUUACCUGUGGCCAUGUCAGAGAAAGAUUUUAAGAAAGAGCAAGGAAUGCUAACAGGAAUGAAUGAAACUUCUACUGUAAUCAUUGCUGCACCCCAGAAUUUCACUCCCUCUGUGAUCCUUCAAAAUGUUGUAAAUGUAGCCAAUGUAGGUGUAGUCCCUUCUGGCCAAGAUCACAUACACAGGUUUGCAGCUAAAACUGUGCACAGUGGGUCGUUGAUGCUAGUUACAGUGGAACUGAAGGAAGGCUCCACAGCACAGCUUAUCAUCAACACCGAGAAAACGGUGAUCGGUUCUGUUCUGCUGCGGGAGCUGAAGCCUGUCCUGUCCCAGGGGUAACCUGCUUACAUCUGGACUUCAGAAUCUGGCACACAACAAAAGUGCCUGGCAUCCACUACUGCUGCCUUUCAUUUAUAAUAAUAGCCCUUCCAUCUGGCAGUGGGGGAAGAAUACACUCUUGACAUUCUUGUCUCCUGCUUUAGAAUGCUAGUGUGUAUCUAUCAUGUAUGCAAUACUUUCCCCCUUUUCGCUUUGCUAACCAAAGAACAUAUAUUUUACUGUCAAUUUUCUCAACUCUUGAAUCUAUGUGGUGCUUUCUCUGUCCUGCUACUUCUUCCGGCCUUCUCCUCUGCCUUCUCUUUUUCCACAACGAUGGACGUGAAUUGGGUAUUUUAAGUUCGUUGGGAAUCAUCCUCCCUCCCACUGUAACCGAAAAUUAGCCGAGGAAUAGUCUAAGUGGCCUCUGAGCUUAGUGUGUGGAAAUGGGAAUAGCAUACUUUUUAGAAUCAGAUACAAAAACAGUAAGAUCUCUGCAAAAUUUUGUUCUGUGAAUUUCCUGGUAUUGUAAUUGGUUAUUUCUCAUCAUGAAAUCAUCUCUGAAUAAUAAACUAGCAUAUGAAUAA
Molecule: messenger RNA, 954 nt
Organism: Hyaena hyaena (striped hyena)
Lineage: Eukaryota; Metazoa; Chordata; Mammalia; Carnivora; Hyaenidae
Product: AP-3 complex subunit beta-1-like
Exons: 3
Biological process (GO): vesicle-mediated transport; intracellular protein transport
Cellular component (GO): clathrin adaptor complex
Source: RefSeq, a predicted model, not a curated record